Messenger RNA from Didymosphaeria variabile, 564 nucleotides. RefSeq lists its product as uncharacterized. The coding region runs from base 1 to 564 and encodes 187 amino acids. The transcript is spliced from 2 exons. The record is from RefSeq and is a predicted model, not a curated record. NCBI's taxonomy places the organism in Eukaryota, Fungi, Ascomycota, Dothideomycetes, Pleosporales, Didymosphaeriaceae.
AUGCACGCCGCUCUACUCCUCGCCGCCGCACCGGCAUUUAUCCUUGCCGCCCCCGAACGCGCUCCCAAAAUCACAUCGCUCAAGUUCUCAGGAACAGGUUGCCCAAACGAUAGCAAUUCCGUGAAGGCUGUCUACGGCGAGCUUGGCGACGCGCCAUCGUUCACAUUCAGUCAGCUCAGAGGCGAUGAUACAGGGAACUGCGAGCUGCACAUCCAGUCAACUGGUGGAUCGCAGGGGUGGCAGGUCGCUGUAAAGGAAGUUGCAUAUCAAGGAAACGUGCAGUUGUCGAGUGGAAGCCAAUUGGAUACGAUCACCCAGGCAUACUGGAGUGAGCAUGCGGCUGAUACCAGCGUACUGAAGGGAACGAUUGCUUGCGCAGGUCCAGAUAUUAAGGACUACGUUACAGUAAAGUCAAGCACAACUGAUCUGAAGUGGUCGAAGUGCACGGGUCCAGAUGGAAACCCAGGCAUCUUGAAUGUCAACGCGCGACCUGUGGUGCAAGGCAACUCUGGGACAUACGAUAUUAAGCAAGCGACCUGGGGUCUACAAUGGCGGAAGUGCUAG